UUUUAGUUGUGGCUAUUCAAGUGAAACCACACUCAAAAAAAUACUUUAGAGCAAAUUUUAAAAACUUGAUAUAGGGCAUUAAACAAUGAAAAAAAUUAUAUAUGUUUCACUUUUUACUUUGAUAUUGGUGUUUAUUUUUACCAUGAAUAGUUAUUUAAAAACGACUAAAUUUAAUAUAUACUCACAAGGUAGCAUUCAACAAGAAACUGAAAAUCUGUUUUAUAGCUUGGAAGUUUCAAAUCUUACCAAAAAGUAUUCUCAUUUAACAGAAACAUGCUGGAAAAAUACUUUCGCUCUUAAUAAAAACAACAAAACAGUUUCUUCAGCACAAAGUGUACUUUGUUUAUUUAAACCUUUAAAGAUAAAGAGCAAAAAAGAAUACAAAAAACCAAUUGUUGUUUUGGGCAUCGGUGUUCAUUUAGGACCAGCAGCUGACAAUAAGGAGGUUUUACCAAAAGCAGGUUUCAAGUAUAUUAGUUGGGAAUACAGAGACAAAAAUUAUAAUGGGCUACAGAAUAAACUAAUUCAUGGUUAUUCUAAGAAACAUUUGAAGAUAACGCAAGAAAUGUUCUGGAAUGCUUACAAAAAUGAUCCUGAAUUAAAUGAAGCAGAUAUUAUAGUGUGCGGAUUUGAUGCAUGGCAUUGUUUAAUAUUUGCUCCAUUUAACAAAAAAAUUGUUAUAAAUAGUAAUUAUAGGUUUGAUGGACACAUAGCAACGUCAUACGAAGAUAUGAUUGAGUUACAAAAAGAAUUUUAUAAUGCUGUAAGAUAUAAUCCUGAUGUUAUUAUGGGUGGUGGUAUUCUUUAUGAUGUGAUGUAUCAACAGCAUUAUCUCGGUUCACACAAAAUAAUACCAUUACCUGCUUCAUGUGAGUAUGUUCAUGAUCGAAUGAAACAAGAACUCCAAGAAAAAAAAAGUUGCAUUAAUGAAUGUAAAAGAUCUAGCAACAAAACAUUAGUUGUAAUUCUCCCAAAACGUUUGUCAAAUGGUGGGAGAAAGAUUGCUAGUGAAAUCAUUCAAGAAGCAAGAAAAAAAGAAAGAACUUUCGAAAUAAAACAUUUUGACGAGUGUUUUCCUAGAGGAUAUAAUUACUGUCAACUGGAUCAAUUCGAUGUCGCAAUAAUGUUAGGAUAUUCAGUGAUGUCAUAUUUCAAUUGUGAAGUAGCUAAUAUAGGUAUUCCAUUGUUUGUACCAACACCAGAGUUAUAUGCUUAUUACGAAAAGGUUUAUCAUCUUGUGGAAGAACGAAAACAAAGGUUAGACCAUACCGCAUAUGAUGCCAUGAAGCAGAAUAGCAGAUCUUUAAACUAUGGGUACAAUCCUAAUGAUGAUUUUAAUGAGAGAGCUCUACAACGUUGGCUCAGUUAUUCCGACUAUUACUAUUACGGUGGUGUUGAAAUUUUUGAUAAUUAUGACAAUCUGUUCAACAAACUCUCUUCUACAAACCUUUUAAACUUAAAACUUAAAGCAUAUGAACAUCGCCUCGAUAACGCAAAAAUUAAUGUUGAAAAUUGGCAAGCAAUUGGCAGGUACUUUUUUGAUGAAGCUGAUUUUUCUCAUGAAAAAACGGUUAUGCCAAAUACAUUGAAUGAAGGUUUAGAAAUGUGGCAAAAAGCUGUUACUAGACCUAAUUUUACGUCAACUAAUGGAAAAUAUUUUGAUGGCAUUCCGAUUGUUGCAGUUAUGCUUAAUGAUUUGAAAGGAAUUAUACCAGAGUGUUCCAAGUUUAAACAUGUUAAAAUUUUAUUAUUAACAAAUAGAACUGAGACAAUUAAUGAAUGUCAAUUGUUAAACUAUGAAACACUUUUUAUUAAGUUAGAAUUAUACUUUAUAUUUAGUAAAAAUUUAACUGAUUUGAUAAAAUGGCACGAAGUUGCAAUGAUAAUGUAUGCAGUUUCUUUUCGUGCAAGUAAAAUUAUUAUGUUUUCAAAGAUAGAAAGCGUUUCUAAAAGUUGUUACAUUUCAAAUGAGUUUGAAUUCCUUGGAGACAAAAAAUCGUGGACAAUGUCAUUUUAUGAUUCAACACAAUAUUGGUAUGUUUUUGGACCAGAAAAUGAUCAAGUAUUUAAGUAUUGGCUCAAAACUCUGUCGUCAUUUACAAGUGAGCUUGAUACUAAUUUGAUAACAAAAUGCCAAAAUUAUUUUCAAAAGAAAAAAAGUAACUUUUCCGUAGAUGAAAUUGAGUACCUGAGUUCAUAUUUGCAAUAUUGGCAAAGUGAUGAAGCUGAAAGUUUUUUUCAUGUUGUUGAUCAGUUAAACUUUGAACUUGCGGUUCGUGGCUAUCUUUCAAAACAACAUGCUAAACUUCAUCGAUGGCUGUUGCACAACCUUGUGCAAAUGGGUUAUUAUCAAUUGCCAUUAAUAAAUAACUCAAAUAAAUUUAAUAUUUAAUUAAUAAUUCAAUUGAAAUCUA
Molecule: messenger RNA, 2414 nt
Organism: Hydra vulgaris (swiftwater hydra)
Lineage: Eukaryota; Metazoa; Cnidaria; Hydrozoa; Anthoathecata; Hydridae
Source: RefSeq, a predicted model, not a curated record